UUCCUGUGUCUAGGUUACUUUUUCCCAGCUUUUUUAAGUCUAAAUUUUUAAAUUUUCUAGUCAAAAAUGUCAGCAUCAAAUUCAACGUCAACAUUAUCAGGAGCGCCUUCCUUUCCAGACUCUGCAGAGGUGACGGUUUCCUUGACGGAAUCUGGUGAUAAUCCGCCUCAACAACAACAGCAAGUAGUCGUCCAACCGCAGCCGGAAGUAGCUCAAAAGCCGAAAAAUCCGCAUUAUGAGCAAAUUCCAGUUCUGUCAUUUCCACCAAUGAAGAAGCCGCUUGUAGUUGGACAACAAGUUUCUCCUCAACUUGAUCAAAAGGCUUCUCCUGUUCAGACUUCUUCCGCUCAGACUUCUACUCAGACUGAGACUCCUCCAACUUCUCCCAAACCUGCGGAUCCACUAUCUCCUGCAGAACCUUCUCCACGUGUAGAACUUCUUACUAAACCUUCUCCUCAAAAGAUAGUUGUAAAGCCUCAUCCAUUUGGCACUGCUUUUUUCGACAAUACUACAGUUACUGCGUUCGAUUUGAUGCCACAGGAGAUGAGAAGUUCGUUGAGUGGAGAGGACGAUUCGCGAGACAAUGAUUUUGUGGAUACUCCUGAACCGAUUGCUGAAAAUCCUGUAUGGAGGGGUAUGGAGGAGACCAAGAUUGAUCCAAAGUUUGAACCGAAGUAUGCCUAUGUUGUUGACUUGUCUGCUGACCAUCUGCCUCGACAGACCAUAAAGCGAGAAGAGCCAAUAAUACUUCCUAAACGCUUCGAUAAGACCAUAAUUCUUACUACUGGGCUCAUUUCGUCUUUUGUGGUGAUUGGAGUUUUCUUUUUGGUUAGAGGCAAGAAGCGAUAAAGAGAGAAUAAAGAAGAGAAAUGAUUUGGGUGAUCUAUAUAUAAUUUUGUGUGAUCUCUAAAGUAUUUUUUGUGUAUCUAAAUUUGUGUCUGUUGUAUUUAUUGUUCGUUAAAGUAAGGUAAAUUUGUAAGGUAUUGUUUAGUUUUGGGUAUCUCGCGUGAUAAAAUGUGCUGUGUAGUAAACUUAGCCACUUGGAAAGGGGUCGAGGGUUCGAACCCGUUCG
This is a messenger RNA of Meloidogyne enterolobii, 1072 nucleotides long. The record is from the annotation of a GenBank genome assembly. Lineage: Eukaryota; Metazoa; Nematoda; Chromadorea; Rhabditida; Meloidogynidae.